AGUCGUUGUGGCCCCCGCGGUCGGUGGGUUUUUCUUUUUUUUUUAGAGUUCGCCUGGAAGUGGGAGGACCCAUGAGUCCUGCUGACCUGAAGAAAAGCAGGAGAGGAGGGAAAAGUUUUGUGUCAAGUUUUCUGACAGCGAGCUGGACGGCCUGCGUCCGCAGCGACGGAUAAGCAGCAGCAGCAGCGGAAGAUGGAGCCGCGCUGCGGCCGCGCCACGUCUCGCUCCACUCCGGCACAGACACACGCAGGGAGGAAAGCUGCAGCAGCUGCUGCUGCUUUCUGCUUGUGUUUCUGCCUCCUCUACCCCUCCGCCGUGGAGGCAGGACUGUACACCGCUUCUGACCAGAUCUACUUGUUAACUCCGGAGAAUGUGGAGUCCGUGCUGGUGAACUCCACCGCGGCGAUGGUGGUGGAGUUUUACGCGUCCUGGUGCGGACACUGUGUCUCCUUUUCUCCCAUUUAUAAACGCCUGGCCGCCGACACCAGAGAGUGGAAGCCGGCUGUGAAUCUGGCAGCAAUCGAUUGUGCUGCACAGGAGAGCAGGCAGGUCUGUGUAGACCACCGCAUCAGUGGAUUUCCUGCUAUAAAGUUCUUCCAUGCCUACUCCGCAGCCAAUUCCCAAGGAGAGGUAUUUAAAGGUUUCCCCCGUGAUGUUCAAGGUCUCCGUCACUUGAUCAUAGACAACCUGGAGGCCCAUGGCGAGCACUGGCCCCCCGCCUGCCCUCCACUGGAGCCGACCAGCCAAGCAGAGAUCGAUGUCUUCUUCCAGACCAACACGGUUCAACACUUGGCCUUGAUCUUUGAAAAAGCUGACUCUUACGUUGGCCGAGAGGUAACCCUGGACCUGCUACAAUUUGAGAACAUUGCUGUGAGGAGGGUCUUGAACACUGACGAACAUCUGGUGACCAAAGUGGGAGUGACUGAGUUUCCAUCCUGCUUCCUCUAUUACCCUGGUGGCAACUUUACCAGACUUGGAGUUGACUUCGAGGCUCGCUCUUUCUACUCUUACGCCCUCCAGAGGCUGCCUGGGGUGGUGCGAUCAGGGAAGCCUCAACCGGUCAUCACAGACAUGCUUACUAACAAGACGGGGGAUAUCUGGAGACCUUUCAAUUCGUCCAGGGUUUAUAUGGCAGACCUGGAGUCGACACUACACUACUCCCUGCGUGUGGAACUCGCUGCUCAUACAGUUAUCAAAGGAGAGACCCUGACUUCACUCAAGAGUUACAUCUCUGUCCUGGCAAAGUACUUUCCAGGUCGUACUGUGGUGAUGAAUGUGUUGAAGUCUCUGAACUCCUUGCUUCAGAAUGAGACUGCAGAUCACAUUUACUACGAGGCAUUUAAAGAGGUUCUGGACAACACAGCACAGGCUGCAGACACUGCCUUGCCUGAAGUUGUGAGGUGGGUGGGCUGUCAGGGUUCAGAACCACAUUUCAGACGUUAUCCUUGCGGGUUGUGGACUCUCUUCCAUGUUCUCACCAUCCAGGCCAACAGCACUGGGGGCUCAGAUCCCCUGGAGGUUCUGAACGCGAUGAGAAACUAUGUCCGCAGUUUCUUCGGCUGCACAUACUGCGCAGAACACUUUGAGAGAAUGGCAGCGGAGGGUCUGAUGGAGGUGAACUCGCUGUCGUCAGCAGUCCUGUGGCUGUGGUCCAGACACAAUCGUGUCAACAACAGAAUAGCAGGUGCAUUGAGUGAAGACCCCCUGUUCCCUAAGAUCCAGUGGCCUUCACCAGAAAUGUGCUCGGCCUGUCACACAGUGAAGGAAAACGGGGACCACAAGUGGAACAAAGACAAAGUUUUAGGCUUCCUCUUGUCUCACUUCUCUUCCAGCACCAUCCUCACAGACUACCUUGAGGAUGAAAUUCAGAUUCUGGAAAAGCAGAGAGAAAAACAUGCACGUCAGCAAUUAGCUCCGAAACAUGUAGAGAGGAAAGCCAGGGAAGCCUUGAACUCCAUAAUGCAUUUUCCACCAUCUCCAUCUUCUGUGGAAGAAGAGGAGGAGGAGGAGGAGGAUAAAGGGGAGGAAGAGGAGCCACAGGAUGAAGCUGUGGCAUAUGAAGAAGAGGAAGAAGAAGAAGCUGGGGAUGAAGCACCAGCAGCAGGUAGUGAGAUGGAAGGUAAAUCAUCUGAACCAACAUCGUGGGCCAGAGCCGAAAUGGAAAUGGGUCACAACCAGCGGCAGGCGCACAGAAAACCGACCAUCGUGGGAAUGCGGAUGCGAGAGCUGCAGGAGGACAUUGUGGAUCUCGACUCUUUUGUGAAUCAGCACUUCAAAGCCAAGGCUCUGCAGCUGGCAGCUUCUAGCCGUGUGAAACAACGCACUCUGCAGAGGGAGGUAGAGCAGGAACCCAGACCUGCAUUCAGCCUUGGCAUGGAGCUGGAUGCAGGGCUUGGCAUGGUAGGCCUGCAGCCCAUGAAAGAAAACCUUGAGCUGGAUGUUGGGCAGCAGAGGAAGCGGCUGCUGAAGCGAGAACUUGCGCGCCAGUACUUUGGAGGGGAGCCAGAGCUGAGCCACAAGGGGCGCUGGAUGUCCAUGUUGAGUAUAGGCUUCUCAAAGCUGGACAUCAGCCUGUGUGUCAUGCUUUACUUCCUGUCUUCCAUGUGUCUACUAGCCAUGUACCUUUUCUUCAAAAACCGCCUCAGGGUACGGCGCAUUAAAAUAGCCUUGCCCUGAACCACAAUUCAUGUGGGUUGUUUUGGAACACUGCAAAGGGAUGCAUCAACAUCAGACAACCAAAUUGGGCAGUAACAUGUUUAAAUGUGAAUGUUACUGAAAGCUUAUAUCAAAGUAGAGAGAAGGAAAGGGAGGAAAUUCUAAGAUUGCCUUCAGCUUUUUUGUUUUUGUUCAUUUUCUAAGUCGUGGUGGAUAUGAGAUACGAAAUGCAGAUUCCAGAGUUUUCCAGGCAGCAGGUUAACUGUGGAAAAUAUGUGCACAUAUGUUUAUUUCCAGGGUUUUGUGUACAUCUUAUAUAAAUUAGUUGUCCUGUUUCACCACUGAUGGAAAAUUGAAUCAAACCCACUAUGAGCUAAAAUUGCAAUAUUUUUUUUUUAAGUGAAAAAAGUUCUUCCAUAUUUUAAGCUGAAGAGGGGAUUCAAAACAGUUAUUUUGUAUCUGUAAUUACAUUUACUGUACAAAUGAACUUCUCCCUCUUCAAACUGGAGUGUUUUGCAAAUCGGUUCUGUCUUUUAUAAAAAAUUUUGAAAGACUGAUAUUUGUAAAAUAUUACUGAAUACUGUGACAGGACUAAAGUCUUUGAUUACAGAAGAGAUGUUUAACCUGUGAGGAGGACUGCGUUACACUGAGCUUCAUAUGUUUUUGAUGAUUUUUUUUUUUUUUUUUUAAUCGCUAUUCUGGUUGUUGAAGUCCUGUGGAGCUACGAAUAUGUUCACACUGGAUACAACUUUUGCCCGUGAUGAGGAGCUUUUGCUUGACAUCUCAAAAAUGUUCUCUGGUUGCCUUUUUCUGAAUCAAUAAAAUUAUUUUUGAUAAA
This is a messenger RNA of Cololabis saira (Pacific saury), 3493 nucleotides long. RefSeq names its product quiescin Q6 sulfhydryl oxidase 1 (gene qsox1). The record is from RefSeq and is a predicted model, not a curated record. Gene Ontology annotation, biological process: protein folding. The transcript has 13 exons. NCBI's taxonomy places the organism in Eukaryota, Metazoa, Chordata, Actinopteri, Beloniformes, Belonidae. Gene Ontology annotation, molecular function: flavin-dependent sulfhydryl oxidase activity; protein disulfide isomerase activity. The coding region runs from base 193 to 2676 and encodes 827 amino acids. Gene Ontology annotation, cellular component: Golgi membrane.